This is a messenger RNA of [Torrubiella] hemipterigena, 2574 nucleotides long. NCBI's taxonomy places the organism in Eukaryota, Fungi, Ascomycota, Sordariomycetes, Hypocreales, Clavicipitaceae. The record is from the annotation of a GenBank genome assembly.
CUCGGCUGCAGCAGCGUGUGCUUCCAGAAGGUGGUCCGUGCACGACCAUUAUCCAAAAAUCCAAUCGUCGACAUCACCAGUGUCAACCUCCACCAUUCUCACGUACCAUUUCUUCUCUGCGCCAACACCGCUCACACAUGCCCAUUUACUCAGCGGAAACCACUCAAUUCAAUACAAAAUCUACAGCACUACCGCGCUACAUAUAUUCAAACAUGGCUCCGGCGCCAGCGUACCACGAGUCACUCCCUUACAUCGACCAAGAGCCUACUGCUGCCGAACUAGCUGCCGCAUCAGCUCUCAUCGCUGCCGAGCAGUCGACCUUCGAGGCACCCGCUGCCCCUGCCGCUCCAGAGCCGUCCUUCUCCCCCGCGAUAGCAGCCGAGCUGGCCCGCGUCGAAGCAAAGCAAGCCCUCCCCGCCCUCCCAACAUCACACUACGAAUCCCAGACACCAUCUCCCGAAAACCCGCUACCCGCGCUCCAAAAUACCGCCGUCUCGUCGACAUAUCUGACCAUCCGCAAUGCCAACCUGGCAGCCCUCAAUGCCGCGGGCAAGAAUGCGUGGCUGCUAUCCAACUACCACACAGAGGGUCAGCUGCGGGAUCUAGAGGCCGAGCUGGCCGCUACGAAGCGAGAAAUCGACAUUAUCAAUGCAAGCAGAGCUGCUAAGCAGAACGAGGUCAAGGGCGAGAUGCAGGGCUUGGAGGAGAACUGGAAGAGGGGUGUUGGCAAGGUUCUGGAAACAGAGAUUGCUGUCGAGGAGCUACGAGCGCAGAUCAGAGACGAGUUGAAGAAGAGAAGCGCCGAGUAGCUGCUUUUCUGUUUACACAACAAGGAAAGAAAAAGUAUAUAGCCUUGAACGGCGUGGGUUGGUUAUCAGCUGGAGUUUUUGGCGUUAGGUUUCUUUUUGGUAUAGUUAGUUAUAGAACAAUGCACAAUGUAGUGCUUCUUGUUCAUCACUACUUCAAUCUCGGACCGUUUUGUUUUAUGAAUAAGGUAUCUGCAUUGUAGUCAUAUUUUCAGGACUCUUGACAAACAAAAACUGUUUGCGCGCAACUGUGUGUGUGGGGGAUUUGUGUAGUCUAGCCCGGACUGGCCGGCAAAAGUAUACUAGAAUCAAAACAGCAAAAAAUAACGCCUGCCUCCCAAACGAACCCACUGCUUCCCUUGUUCAAUCGCUUCGCGUAUGUGUUGCUCGCUACGCUAAGCGUCUCCUCUUGCUUCAAUUAGAAUGAAGCGGAUCCAUCUCCUCCACGCCAGACUUGACAGCCUCGUACUUUGUGCGUCGCAUGAUGCCUUCGACAGGGCCCAGGAGGCGUUGGAAGGCAUUCUUGCCUAGCGUUGCUACCUUGACGUCUGUGCCGGCCACAACGCUAGCAGCGCGCGGCUCAUCGUUGAGCAGUGCCAGCUCGCCAAAGUAAUCGCCCUUAGUGUAGUGCUUGACCUUGUUGCCAGGCUCGCCAAUGUAAGCGUCAGCCUCGCCACUCUCAAGGAGGUAGAAAGAGUAGCCAGGGUCUCCCUCCUUGAUGAUAAGCUCGCCGGCGGGGAACUUUUGUGUCUCGAGUGCAUCGGCAAUCUUGGAUCUUUCGUAUGCGGUGAUGGUGGACAAGAUUGGCACCUCCUCCAGGAAGCUCUCAUACAGGCGUCUGCGCGCAAAGGUCGAUUCCAUCAGAAUGCGGCGGAAGGUGAGACGGUCGAGUGCCCAUAAUGUGCAUCCGCCUUCAGCGGAAACAACGGUAGCAGCACGAGGGGCAUUGUACAUGAGAGCAAGCUCACCAAAGGAACCGCCGGCCUCAAUUGUGCUAACCUUUGUACCCAUGCCGUCCGGGCCAGGCUGGAUUUGACCAGUGGGGUUGACAUAAACUUCAAAGGUACCCUUUUCGACCACGUAAAAGUAGUCUCCAGCGUCGCCUUGGCUGAUAACCUACAAAACGGUGUGUCAGUGGUAGUGCAUUGGGAGUAUUGAGCUGUCUAGUUCUUACCUUGAUACCCUUGGCAGGAAUGGGCUUCUCGACUAGAGCGCCGACGACUUGAGCGCUCUGAUCAUCAUCCAGAUGACUGAACAGGAAGUUGCCUUCAAUGGCGUGCUUAAGGCGGUUAAGCUGCUCGACCGACUUUUCGUGUACAGGAGGGGACCAAUUAUCGUAUGUGUCGGCACUAGGCUUUAGAGAUUCGGCCGAAACCGAAGUUCGGCGGUUGAAGUUGUACUGGGCUGGAUAACUGUCGGGGUUUGGAGGUGCGCGAACGGUGGGAGGUCCGUCAACAGAAGCGUCGCCGCCAAAGACAGCGCCGAAUCCCGGAGUAGUGGUAAAUGCACCAGCAGGGAAGCUUCCUGUUCUGGGAGAGCCAAUUGUAUCAUGCUCUUCCUCUUCAACGAGGCUGCCCAUGGUGUUUUGAGCAUCGGGUUGCGAUCGAUCAGUGCCAAAAGGGUUGGCAUUUGCCCCGAACGGGCUCGAGAAGGAACCGGACAUUUUAUCGAUGUGUUUCUGUUUAUUCUGGUAAGCAGCUGAUUGGAAAGUAUGCAGCAGUCGCAAGGCAAUAUUCAAGCCAAGAUGGCGACAUAGCCAACGAUUCCG